UAGUGUGACGUAUGAAGUGGACGACUGUUGACCAAGGGAAAGUACUACAUGCUUGGCAAUUUUGUAAUGGUGAUUAAACUGACCGUAACAAGUCUGAAUUCCAACGAAGAAAAAUCCUCUGUAGAGUGAAAAUCAUCCACCAUGAUGGAUAUAACAUCGCUAUUCAAAGCAUCAAUCAAGACCGUUCGGACACGCAAUAAAGCUCUGGGAUUAAACAGCAAACCCGAGGACCCAAACCGCAUAUUUCCACGACCUUCGAAAGACUUAACCAAGUUCCAGACAAAAGCGAAGGAGAUUGUCUCCAAUGUGGCCAAGCUAAAGGAGUUUUUGACCGAGAAUCGUAAGGCAUACCUAGACACAAGUGUUCAACUUUUCAAUCAAGUUCCAAAGUUAAGUCAAGCUGAUCGUGCAGAGUUUGAUCACACCACUCAACUUAUCAUAAAAACAAGCAAUCAAUAUUUACAGGAACUUAAGAGAGAAAAUGCUACUCAUAGUCAUGCUAAUGCUCAGACAAAAGAGCAUCGCACAAUUGUUAUUAACAGCAUUGAGCAAUACUUCAAAUCUGUGUGUAAAACUUACACUGAGUUGAAGGAGUUGUACUCUAAGCGCCAACAUGAACUUAAUAAAGUCACAAAACUUGAGGGAGAUGGCAUGGCAAGUUUCAGAAAAUCCAGCUUAGGACUUGAAAGUCCCAGUGACAGUCCAAGGAUCUAUUCCAGCUAUGAUGAUGAUCACCAAAAAACUGAUGAAGAAAAAAUAAAUUUUACUGUAGCUGAAGUUCAAUUGUUUGAAAAAGAAAAUUCCCUUUUGUUUAAUGAACUCAAUAGUCUUACGGAAGAAGUCAACCAGAUUCAAGGACGUGUAGUCAAGAUUGCCGAACUGCAGCAGGUCUUGACCGAGAAAGUUCUUGAUCAAGAAAAGGACAUUGAAAGGAUCGCCACCACCACCGUCUCGGCAACUGAAAAUAUACGCGAAGGCAACGAGCAACUUCGACAAGCAUUACAGAGCAAUUCUGGCUUUCGAAUCGCCAUCAUCUUUUUUAUUCUUGUUCUGUUCUUUUCCAUACUUUUCCUUGAUUGGUAUAAUGAUUGAUCAAUAGAUAAAUAAAGUUAUAUACUGACUGUA
Molecule: messenger RNA, 1125 nt
Organism: Daphnia magna
Lineage: Eukaryota; Metazoa; Arthropoda; Branchiopoda; Diplostraca; Daphniidae
Gene: Syx18
Product: syntaxin-18
Exons: 1
Coding region: 142-1092 (316 amino acids)
Biological process (GO): retrograde vesicle-mediated transport, Golgi to endoplasmic reticulum
Cellular component (GO): SNARE complex; endoplasmic reticulum
Source: RefSeq, a predicted model, not a curated record